This is a messenger RNA of Helobdella robusta, 855 nucleotides long. RefSeq lists its product as hypothetical. The transcript has 3 exons. The record is from RefSeq and is a predicted model, not a curated record. Lineage: Eukaryota; Metazoa; Annelida; Clitellata; Rhynchobdellida; Glossiphoniidae. Bases 1 to 855 code for a protein of 284 amino acids.
AUGGGCGAUAAAAUGUUUAAACUCGUACGCAUCAUUCCUCUCAAAAAUUGCCUAAUUACGGCUUCUUUCUUCACUAAUCCUGAAAAUUUGAGUUUUUUCAGAAUGAUGUCUUCAGUACAAAAGAAUUCUGACAGAAGAAUGGAGAGAUAUCUCAAAAAGACGGCAGAUCUCAUAGCCGGAAAAACUCGCAAGAAAUCAAAAAACGUUGCUCCUAACUUUCACAGCUUGGUAGAAGCAGAAAUAUUACUAUCCAGAGCAGAUGAAUUACAGAGCAAAAGUAUUUAUGAAGGUAGAAUACCAAAAUCAAACAAUCCCAGAGUCAAAAGAUUGAGUUCAAUGUUUUACAGUUACAUAUGUGGCCUCUUAGAAUCUGGUGAAGUCUGCCCUGAAUUACAAGAAUUAGCAUUUCAAGUAUCAGAUGUUACAGUAACUCCUAAUUUCAAUCUUAUAAUCGUUUCUUGGUUGGAUGUGAACAUUGAAAACAAGGAGAAAAUAAUGAACUUGUUGCCAAAAUGCUCUGCUGAUUUGAGAACAGUGCUAACAGGUUUGAGAGUCAUGGGAAAUAUACCCCCAAUUCAGUUUAGUAGGGAUGUGUCUCAUGUAAAAACAAUAGAGAUUGAAAAAUUACUGUGUGAAGCAGAUAUGGGCCCAGAAAUUGAAAAUAAUACCACUGAAAAUGAUUGUGCAACUACUGACGACGAUGAUAUCUGUGAAACAUGUGACGAACACCCACAUUCUUCAAAAUUUUUGAAUGAUGUCCAAGAACCACAAACUGUUUCUCAAAAUGUUUAUGGUGUUAAUUAUGAAGAGAUUAAAAAUGAAGUUCUAACAUUGAAGAAUAAACUUAAAAAAUGA